AUGGAAUCUCUGUUAACCAUAUUGCCUCAAGUGGUCUGCAAGCAUCCUAGCCUUCAAUGUGAUCUUGUUGAACCUCUUCCUAUUCAUCACACCUAUCAUCAGCCUGGAGAUGUUAACAUUGCUGGCGUUAUUUCUGUAUGCUUGACAUUUUCUGACCCCAUUGAUUUCAGCCAACAUCCUUCUCAGGGACUUCAAGAUAGACUUAUGCAAAUUAAUGAAAAUCGUCAGAUCCUACCCAACAUCACGCUGGGCUUCCACAUUUUUAACAGCAAUUUUAGUCCCGGAUGGACUUACUUUGCCUCAAUGUUGCUGCCUUUCACUCAGGGCAAAUUCAUCCCUAACUACAAGUGUGGCAUCCCCCAAAAUUUGGCUGCAAUUAUUGGAGCACCUGACAUCUCUCUUCACAUGGCAACUUUAUUGUCCAUCUAUAAAGCUCCUCAGUUGACCUAUGGCUCUGCUCCAGUCAUGGAUAAAGAGACUCAAUCAGUUUUCUUCCAACAAAUGUUUCCAGAUGAAUCGCAUGAAGAUAAGGGUCUCCUGAAGCUAUUUUUGUAUUUUAGAUGGAUCUGGAUUGGAAUUCUUGUGGUAAAUGAUGACAAAGGAGAGAGAUUUGUACAAGAAGUGCUCCCUACAUUUUCUGAACAUGGCAUCUGCAUUGAAUUCAUAGCAGAGUUCCCAAUCUUAGCUUUUUACAGUGAUUUUACUGAUAUCAUAGACAAUAUGCUACAUAUAUACCAUGUUCUCAUGAACAGCACAGCCAAUGUGAUAAUCGUGUAUGGUGAAAUUCGCUCCAUGUCAUUUCUGAGAAGUCUCCUCCAGUUAUCAGAAGUGGUGGAUAUACCAAAAAAGACAAAAAUCUUGAUUACAUCCGCUCAGACAGAUUUUAUUUCAAACUCCAUUGAGAAAUUUAUGGACAUUCAUUUCCUACAUGGUGUUUUAUCCUUUGCAGUUCACACAAAAGAGGUCCAAAACUUCCAGGAUUUUUUUCAAAACCUAAAUCCAAACAACAACCAACAUGAUCACUUUCGGAAAGAUUUUUGGGAACAGGUUCAUUCUUUUCUGAGAAGUGUCAGAUUCAACAACAGUGUUGGUGAAAAGAUCUCCUUUGAUAAAAAUGGAGAAUUCAUUGGUGGAUAUGAUAUUAUCAAUUGGAUCACAUUCCCAAACAAAUCCUUUGUUAGAGUCAAAGUUGGAAUGAUAGAUCCCACAGCUCCACCAGAGAAGUUCUUCAAUAUUUCUGUAGAUUCCAUCACGUGGCCAGUAGGCUUUAAUCAGGCAUUACCUUUAUCUUUGUGUAAUGAUCCUUGUGAGACAGGACACUGCAAGGCCAAGAAAGAAGGGGAGUCGUUUUGCUGCUAUGGUUGCUGGCUGUGCCCAGAAGGGAAAAUAUCAAAGGAGAAAGAUAUGGAUGACUGCUCCCCAUGUCCUGUAGAUCAAUAUCCAAAUCCUGAGAAAAAUAUGUGUAUUCCAAAGCGGAUCACCUUUUUGUCCUACGAAGAACCUUUGGGGAUCAGUCUGACUGUUCUUUCCCUUUGUUUUUCUUUAAUGACAACUUUGAUCAUCACAAUAUUCAUGAAACACAAAGACACUCCCAUUGUCAAAGCCAACAACCGAAAUCUCACUUAUAUACUUCUAGUUUCCCUCCUCCUCUCUUUCCUUUGUGUCUUUCUAUUUGUCGGGAGACCAGAUAAGAUUUUGUGUCUCCUUCGACAACCAGCUUUUGGCCUCAUCUUUUCUGUAGCAAUUUCUUGUGUAUUGGCCAAAACCUUUGUUGUGGUUCUAGCAUUCAUAGCCACCAAACCUGGUUCCAGAUUGAAGAAAUGGAUGGGUGGAAGAAUGGUCAGCUACAUUAUUAUUUCCUGCUCCUUUGUUCAAAUAUGUAUUUGUGCUGUAUGGCUAAUAAUAUCCCCACCAUAUCCAGAUUGUGAUAUGCAGUCAAUGUCUGAAGAAGUCAUCUUGGAGUGCAAUGAAGACUCAGUCAUGUUCUGCUGUGUUUUGGGCUUUAUGGGUUUUCUUGCUCUGGUUAGCUUCUCUGCUGCUUUUCUAGCUAGGAAGUUACCUGAUAGUUUCAACGAAGCCAAAUUCAUUACCUUCAGCAUGUUGGUCUUCUGCAGUGUUUGGCUGUGCUUUAUUCCAACUUAUCUAAGCACAAGGGGAAAAUAUAUGUUAGCUGUGGAGAUCUUCUCCAUGACCUCCUCCAGUGCUGGCUUACUGGUAUGCAUCUUUCUUCCCAAAUGUUUUAUCAUUGUGAUGAGACCUGAACUGAACAAUAAACAUCAGCUCAUGAAAAGAAAGUUUUAAUUUAAAAAAAUGUAUAUGUAUUUCUAGGAGAAU
Messenger RNA from Pantherophis guttatus, 2334 nucleotides. NCBI's taxonomy places the organism in Eukaryota, Metazoa, Chordata, Lepidosauria, Squamata, Colubridae. The record is from RefSeq and is a predicted model, not a curated record.